GAUGAGGCAGGAAAAUAUACAUGUAGGACAAGAGUUACUAAAAUAAAACAGAGAAUUUCUAUUCAAAAUGAACUGCUCAAUUUUCCAUAUUAAGGUACACGUUUUGUUAAUUCACUUUGCAAUAUAUUCUAAGGCUAAUACCAUAACGCGUACCUACAUUCUAAAAACUGGAAAAAUGAUACUGAACGAUGAAAUAAAUGUUCAAAAAAGUAUUCACGUCGUUACGAAUACCCUAAUGGAAUGCGUGCGAAUGUGCUCACAACCUGACUGUAAAGCAGUCAACUACAACGAGGCUGAGAGGGCAUGUGAAACAAUGGGAUUCGAUGAAUAUUACAAAAUGUCUAGAACAGUGGGGAAAGAUGAAAAGUGGGCACAUGCUGUCAAGAAUGAAUGCCCGGGGGAAUCAUUCAAAGGUUUAUACCCAGGGUCCUGCUACUUUGUGAGUAAUACAAACAUUAUGAACUGGACAGCAGCGAGAGAGAAUUGUCAAGCCAUGGGCUCCGAUCUAGCUGUACUUGAUAGUAUGGAUGAACUGAAUACUCUGCGCAGAGUAUUUCCGAAUGGAACCAGAUCAUAUUGGCUCGGGGCAACAGAUGCUGUUAAAGAAGGGUCCUGGAGGUGGAUAGGUAUCAACACAACUAUAAGCGAUGACUUUCCUGCAUGGACGAAUGGUAGUAGACAAGCGACCGAUACCAAUGAAAAGAAUUGUUUGGUUGCAUGGCCCUAUAUAGCAAAUGAAUUUCAUGUGAAGGCCGAGGAUUGUUCAUUUGAACAGGGAUUUCUAUGCGAAUCUCCUGUGUACUGAUACAAGUUGAUACAAAUUCCGCAUGUGAAAAAACAUUCUCUGAGGUUUUAUUUUAUACUAUAUUGCAUAUUUGAAAGUUCUCUCCCAUUCCAUGCAAAUCCC
Messenger RNA from Owenia fusiformis, 907 nucleotides. Lineage: Eukaryota; Metazoa; Annelida; Polychaeta; Sabellida; Oweniidae. The record is from the annotation of a GenBank genome assembly.